AUGCAAGAAGCGUCUUUUUGGCUGCCGGUACUGGUUGAUACCGAAAUUACGAGACAACCUCGCUUGAUGGUCACUAAUCAUGGUGUUGCAGCGUGGCUUGAGACGGCCUGGCCCUGGUGGGAUUUUGGGCAGGCCUGUGGACCUUGUGGUUCCUGUGGACAUUAUCAUUCAUGCUUGCGAACGGUCAAGGGGCUGGUGUUCCUGAACCAGAUGAACGAGGUUAUUCUUCCACCAGGCGGAUGCUUUUCUGGCUUUAGACAAGCCCAGAGUGUAUUAUUGAAAGGCGCCCUCGUGCGCAGCACACAAUCGAACGGCUGCGAGCAAUCCCUUCUACCCUUGGUUACAUUUACUUCGCGAUUCUUUUUUCUCCGUUCCGCCAUAAGCCUGAACUGUCAAGGCCCCAUGAAUGGGAAGAAGAUGAGCACUGGAAGCAUGUCGUGUUGUUCUACUUUCCCUCUUGGCCCCCCUGACACCCCUGCUCGACCCUCUCCACCAGAACAAAAUAGGCAAAUGGAGGCGAACUUGUCGUUGGAGCAGCAUUGA
Blastomyces dermatitidis ER-3 is the source of this 543-nucleotide messenger RNA. RefSeq lists its product as uncharacterized. The transcript has a single exon. Bases 1 to 543 code for a protein of 180 amino acids. Lineage: Eukaryota; Fungi; Ascomycota; Eurotiomycetes; Onygenales; Ajellomycetaceae. The record is from RefSeq and is a predicted model, not a curated record.